Molecule: messenger RNA, 3793 nt
Organism: Leptonychotes weddellii (Weddell seal)
Lineage: Eukaryota; Metazoa; Chordata; Mammalia; Carnivora; Phocidae
Source: RefSeq, a predicted model, not a curated record
AUGUUCCUCAAGGUCACCAAGGCCCUGGUUACAGUGGUAUGAUUCUGUCAGAAAAUCCCUUCUGGUAUCUUAUCAUCAGUAUGUGUGCUUUUGUGUCCUAAAAAUUGGUGGAAGGCAACUCUGAGGCUCAUGAAUAUAUGGAUUUGGGGGUUGUCCUAAGUUGUCACACCUUUUCCUUAGUCUGAGUUGUAUAUUCUGAAUAUCUCCCUGGUCCAUGAAAUGAAACAGAGCAUGGAAGGUAAAACUGAUUCUGUGAUAUAUAUUAUACAAACAAAUUAUAAUUAUACUCUUCUAUGAAAAUAUUGUUGUUCAUGCAGCUGGAUGUGACUGUUUGUAAUGGCCUGGAGGACUUUAGGAUAUUAUGGCCAGCUGGAUCUUGUAACAGUUUGGAUUCUCCUGGCUUUUCAUGUUUGGAGAUGGGAAUAGAAGAAAAGGCUUCCAUUUUUUUUUUCCCCUGUUUUUGUCUAUAAAACAUCAUGCACUUGUGACCCUGUGCUUCAUGGAGUGCUGUGUGAUGUUGUGAGUAUUUAAGAAGGAGAUGAAAGUUUUUCUCACAAGGAGUUGAUAGUCUUAAGAUGGAAAUAUUUCUUUUAUUUGCAUAGCAUUUCUCCGAGGGGUUCUGUUCCCUGACAGUAGAGAGACAUGGACACUGGAAGUGAUCACAAUAAAAAUGUAGCAAUAAAUUCCUGUGUUCCUGAUGCUGUUCUUAAAUUCAUGAAGUGAGUGUGACCAGAGAGGAAGAGUCUGAUGACCCAGUCAUAGAAUAAAUGUUGAGAAAUCGAAGUCCUAUGUGAAUUUCUUACGAAUUGAGUAGAGAUCUCCAGUGCUGUCUCACCCAUCCUCCUGUACACAUGCAUGGGAUGUUUCAGGACUCAGUGGCCUUUGAGGAUGUGACUGUGAACUUCACCCUGGAGGAGUGGGCUCUUCUGAAUCCAUCCCAGAAGAAACUCUACAGAGAUGUGAUGCAGGAAACCCUCAGGAACCUGGCCUCAAUAGGAGAAAAAUGGGAAGACCGUAAUAGUAAAAGUCUGUAUGAACAUCAGCAGACAGAUCUAAGCAGGCCUGUGGUAGAGAGUCCCUGUAAAAAUAAAGAAGGUAGUCUGUGUGGAGAAUCCUUCAGCCAGAAUCCAGAUCAUAAGCAGAUAAAGAAAACUCCUACUGGAAUAAAACUGCGUAAAUGCAGUUUUUGUGGACAAGUGUUCAGGCAUCACUCAUCCUUUAGCAGGCAUAUGAUCUCUCACACUGGCCACAAACUAUAUGAGUAUCAGGAAUAUGAAGAGAAGCCUUAUAAAUGUAAGGAAUGUGGGAAGGCCUUCAAGCAUCGCCAAUCCAUUCGAGUACACGUAAGGACUCACACUGGAGAGAAACCGUACAAGUGCAAGCACUGUGGGAAGGCCUUCAAGCAUUGCCAAUCCAUUCGAAAGCACGAGAGGAUUCACACUGGAGAGAAACCCUACGAAUGCAAACAAUGUGGAGAAACAUUCAGAUAUCGCCACAACUUUCAAAAACAUGAGCGAACUCACACUGGAGAGCAGCCCUAUAGAUGUAAGCACUGUGGCAAAGCCCUCAGUUGUCUCAGUUACUGUCGAAUUCAUGAAAGAACUCACACUGGAGAGAAACCGUAUGAAUGUAAGCAAUGUGGGAAGGCCUUCAGUUAUGCCAGUUACAUUCGAAUCCACGAGAGAACUCACACUGGAGAAAAGCCCUAUGAAUGCAAGAAGUGUGGGAAAUCCUUCAGUUGUCCGAAUUAUUUUCGAAAACACGAAAAGACUCACACUGGAGAGAAACCCUACGAAUGUAAGCAGUGUGGCAAAGGCUUCAGUUGUCCUAGAUCCUUUCGAAGUCAUGAAAAGAGACACAGGGGUGAGAAGCCCUAUGAAUGUAAAAUUUGUGGUAAAACCUACAGUUGUCCCAUCUACUUUCGAAAUCACGAAAGGAGACACAGUGGGGAAAAAUCCUACGAAUGUAAAAUAUGCGGCAAGUCCUUCAGUUGUCCAAAGUAUUUUCGAAAACACGAAAGAAGUCACACUGGAGAUGAACCCUGCGAAUGUAAUGAAUGUGAGAAUACCUUGAGUCCUCUCACCAUAUUUCAAACACACAUGAUGAAGCACAGCGAAGGUGGACCUUAUAAGUGUAAGGAGUGUGGGAAAGUCUUCGAUUGUCCCAAUAACUUUCGAUGUCAUGAAAAGAUACACAGUGGAGAAAAGCCAUAUGAAUGUAAGGAAUGUGGCAAAGCUUUCAGUUCAUCCAUGUCCCUUCAAAACCACGAAAGAAGUCACAGUAGGAAAAAACCUCAUGAAUGUAAGGAAUGUGGUAAAGCCUUCAGUUUUCCCUGUUCCCUUCAAAAACAUGAAAGAAGUCAUACUGGGGAGAAACCGUAUGAAUGUAAGCAGUGUGGGAAAGCCUUCACUUAUCUCAGUUCUAUGCAAAAGCAUGAACGAACUCAUAGCGGAGAGAAACCCUAUGAAUGUAAGCAGUGUGGGAAAGCCUUCAUUUAUCUCAGUUCUAUGCAAAAACAUGAAAGAACUCAUAGUGGAGAGAAACCCUAUGAAUGUGAGCAGUGUGGGAAAGCCUUCAUUACUCUCUCAAACGUUCAGAGGCACAUGAUCAAGCACACUGGAGAUGGACCUUGUAAGUGUAAGGAGUGUGGGAAAGCCUUCGAUUGUCCUAGUUCAUUGCGAACCCACGAACGUACUCACACUGGGGAGAAACCCUAUCAGUGUAAACAUUGUAGUAAAGCCUUCACUCGUUCUAGUUCUUUACGAAACCAUGAAAGAACUCACAAUGGAGAGUAGCCAUGUGAAUGUAAAGAAUAUGGAAAAUUCUUCAGUUGUUCUAGUUCUUUCUGAAUACAUGAAGUAACUCACACUGGAGAGAAACCUUAUCAACACAAACAAUAUGGUAAAGUCGUUACUCCCUGUGAUGUUCAUAUACGUGGAAUUCAUACCAGAGACAAACUCAUUGUAGGGAAAGUCGUGCAAACUUUCACUGGGGACACAAGAGAGUGCACAUGGGGAGAAACCAUAUAAACGUAAAGAAUCAGGGAAAGCCAUCCAUGCAUUUCCAUGGGAAACUACAGAAGAACUCACACUGAAGAGAAUUCUAUUGAAUGUAAACAUUGUAGGAAAAUUCACUUGCCUCACCUUCUUACAAAACCAUGUGAGAAUGUAUAAUACUUUAUAAUGAAAAGUAAGGGAAGCUUUUUAAUUAAAAAAUAUUUUCAGAAUAAUUUGAAAACUGCACUGGAAAGAAACAAUUACCUCUUGCCAGAACCACCAGGACAUACCUGCAGUCAUGGAGAGCAGUGUACCCACUUGUCAUCAGCAGGACUGCAAAGGAGAAGUGACUGUGGGUGUAUCAGUAAGAAAGUAUCCAAAAGGACUUCUAGAAUUUGGACCAGUGUUAAGUGAUCUGAACGAUAGUUCGUGAAGGAACACAUUGCUGUCUAUUGGAUGCUGUGAGGAGGUGUAUACCCAUAAUAGUUGAAAGCAGAGUCUCAAAGAGAUACAAACCUAUGUUCACAACAUCAUUACUCAGACUGGCAAAUGGAAGUGACCCAAUGUACAUCAACUGAUGAAUGCAGGAGCAAAGAGCUAUGCAUACAUACAGUGGAACAUUAUUCAACCUUAAAAAUAGAGGACAUUCUGACCCAUGCUACAUGUUCAAAAAUUGUGGUGCUAAUAGGCUGUAUUGGUCAAUAUACUGAAAACCAUUGAGUUGUACACAUUAAAGGGAUGUGUUGUAUAUCAUGUAUAUUGUAUCUCAAUAAAGCUAAAUAAAUACCUCAAAUGCA